This is a messenger RNA of Cuscuta epithymum, 3243 nucleotides long. The record is from the annotation of a GenBank genome assembly. NCBI's taxonomy places the organism in Eukaryota, Viridiplantae, Streptophyta, Magnoliopsida, Solanales, Convolvulaceae.
AGAAAUACUUCGUUGUUCGUAUACUUGGUAUCAGCAAACCCUACACUCCAUUAUACCCAAGAACCAGAAUGAUGAAUUCCCUCCUUCGGGUAGCAGCAAAAUAAUGAAGCUCCAAAAGAGUGGUAUUCGCAACCCCGCAUUCUCAUCCUCUCGUAUAUAUAUAGAUACGGCGACUAUGGUGAUUUGAAAGUGAAGUCCAUAAGCCCAGAUCUCCGCAGUGAAAGACCAAUAUUAUUCUUACAAGGAAAUUGCUAAUUAUAGUUGGAGGCCGGGUUCUGUGUUCAUGCAAUGGGUUUGUGCUUCUCUCGUUUGAAGAACACACAUACGAGCUGGUCUACGAAAGUUCUUCAGUUUCAAGGCCUUCGAUAUGAUAAACAUAAGGUGGUUGGAGGGCUAUGUUACGAUCCAUCCAUGUUAGAUCACAAAGUUGUGUUGUUGCUGUUUAGUCGUGAUCGUCAAUUUGUUAUUGUUUCAAGCCUCAAAAGCAAAGUGUGGCGAGAAGUGUCUUUCCCGUAUAACUAUUGUACUUCCCGAGGUGGGGUGGGCUUUAACAACAACCUCCAUUGGAUAGUGAGUGACAUCAAGCAUGAAUAUUUAGAAUGGGAUAAUCUUGCUGCACGCAAUAAGAUCGUUUAUUUCGAUGUGGUUGAUGACGGAUUCAAAAUAAUGCCCUCUCCUAUGCCGAUUCAUGAGGAAGAAGAAGACUCGAUAGUUGGCACGGGAAUCAUAGAUGGAUGUUUCUGCAUGGCUCGAAAGGAUGAAAAGACGCAAGUGAUCCAAGUCUUACUUAUGAAAGAAUAUGGAAAACAAGAGUCUUGGGUCACGGCCUUUGUAAUCCCCUUAUUGCGAUUUCAACCAUAUGCGGAUUACAACCUCGAAUUUUUGUCUCAAAAUUGAAAGGUAUUCAUAUUGGUGAAGGGUAGUUAUUACACGGAAACAUAUGUGUAUGAUGUCACAGAAGACAAACUAGAACACACGUUGCUUUUCCGUGGUGAAGUUAAUGUUGGAUGCGUUCUUGGUAUUUGUUUUUACAUUGAAAGUUUUUAUUUGCCAAAUGAUGUGAGUUGGAGGGAUAAUCCAUGAUGAGCACAACUGCAGUUAGGUUUUGAAAUGUUUUAAAAUAUUUGUACUUUAUGACUAAAUAAAUAUUUAUCGUGGCUUCAGGAAUCAGGAUAUCAAUAUUCAAUAUAUCAAUUCAAGAGGCCGGCCAAGAGCAUAAGACUAAUGGAUUUUUAUGAUGCAGAUAUUUCUAGUGCUUUUGGACUCAAACGCCUAUAUAUUAUAAGAAGGUUUGGAGUCUUUAGACUUGAAAAGCGAGUUUUUUCAAUUCCUUUUUGUGAAAAUACUUGUAUUCUAUAGAGUUACACUCUUAUUCUGUCAUGUUAAGCAGGACCCCAAAAAUCAGUUACCCAACCCUGUAAAUCAACCAAUGGUUUUUUUAACCUGUCUUAAGUUUUAACCAAUUCCAUUAGCUAGCCUUCCACAGUGUCAAAAUUAUGACCAUUUCCAUUUGUAGAAAUUUCAGCCUUCGAAAUGUUGAUUAUAUAUUCUCUAUGAGGAAACAUUUAUUCGUCCUGCCUUUCUUAUUCCUCUUCUACCAGCACACUUGUAGGUGGGAUGCUAGUAAUAAUAUUGGUAUUGGAUAAUAUCGUUACUGAUGAGUUUCCUUCACACAUCACUAUUUCAGUUUAUGGGUCUAUGAUUCUGUUAUAAUCAAUGGGGACACGGGCGGGGUUGUUUAGCUUUUCUGCUUCAUUCUUAAAAGAUCGUUAAUCAGUUUAUUUUCACAUGUAGUCUAUCAUAAUAACAAAUCUGCUUCAGGUUGUCAAUUACUAUGUGUAAAUGUAAUACUCCUUCCAUUCCAAAUUGAAUUGCAAAAUUAGGGGGUGUUUCGAUCUGAUUUUAAAACUGCUUCUGCUCCCUGAAGGAGCAGAAGUUGAAGUGUUUGAGUGAAAGUGUAAAAGUUAUUCUGGUGCUCUAAUUUACUCCUAGAAUCAGUUUUUUUAGAAGCUGGGGGGACCAGCUUGUGAAAACUGAUUCUGAUUCUGCUUCUGAUUUAAAAAAGAAUCAGAAGCAGAAUCAGUUCCAAACACCCCCCAAGUUUUUUGGGUCAAACACUCAAACAUAUCUAUUUUACUCACUUAAUUAGGAUAUAUCAAUUUUUAAUUAAAUUUUAGUUUGGAUUUUACAACUUUAUAAAGAUUUUAAUGCAGUUUUUGAAUAUGUAAAUUUUACGGAGUAAUUAUUAAAAUUGAAUUAAUUAUCAAUAGUGAGAAUUUAACUUAUUUAUUAUUUAUUGACCAAAAAUGUUGAUUUUGCAAAAUAAUUUGUGACGAAGGUAGAAACGAAGAUUUCUUGUCAAUUACUCUGUUUUUAAUUGAACUGAUAUUUUCUAAUCUGGCCUGACCUGAAUUGGUCUAGUAAAUGUUUGACAUCUGUGUACUUUUAAGCAAAGUGUCGACAUGAUUUAAUCUGAUUUGAUCUAUUUAGGAUGUUUUUACUUGGACUGUAAUUUGCCCCAGACCAGACCAGACUUUGAUAGUUAUAAAAAUACAAAGAAAUCAGACCUUACCAGACCAGACCAGUUCAGACCAGAUCAGACCAGACCAGACCAGCAAAUUACAGUCCAAGUAAGCAUACUUAAAUUUGGUCUGAUUUGAUCAGGUUUGCGACUCAAAAUAGUCCAAACAAAAAACAUCCUUAAAAAGUGCAAAGAACUUGGGGUUUGAGAUUGAUGUAAUGAUGGAUUGUUUGGGACAUCCAUAUUACCACCCCCAGCUUUCACCAUCAUGAAACCUACUAACAUUGUCAUCCCCAGCAAUAAGGGUGCAUCUAGUAUUUAGAGAGAUGCAGCAGUUUUGCAGAAGAUGAGUUGUCUGUUCCCUGCAUAAGUCUUCAGAUGCAGAGUCCGAUGAGUUGUCUGUUUCCAUAGAUGAGUCCAUGUCUCCUUGUGACUCACUGGGAAGUCAGAUGUUUAAUAUAUUGACAGGAGUGAAGAAGCAGCAUGACUCACUUCCAUUGAGAAAAAGACAUUAAGUGCACUCUUCAUUUCAGAACAUGAAGAAGCUGCAGCAGCAUCAGGAUGUUUAUGCAUAGUUUAGUUGUUGUUUUACUUCUAUAGUUUUAGUGCAUAUUGUAUAGCUAAGCCAAUGCCAAUUCUUGAAUUGUGGCAUGAAUUAACAUUAAAAAGUACUCGGUAUGUGAAUAUCUCAAUUUGCAAUACUGAUAUAAUUUGUUUAUUAA